This is a messenger RNA of Vigna unguiculata (cowpea), 1126 nucleotides long. RefSeq lists its product as uncharacterized. The record is from RefSeq and is a predicted model, not a curated record. Lineage: Eukaryota; Viridiplantae; Streptophyta; Magnoliopsida; Fabales; Fabaceae.
GUUUGGUCUGAACUCUGAAGUGAACUGAAGGAGUGAGCUCAACUAAUAGGAGUUUGAGCAGAUAAGGCCCUCGAAUUUGUGGGUAAUUUUCGUGCUUUCAUUACUAUAUCGCCCUUGGACGUGUUGCAAUGAAUGGUGGGCAUUUUGGUAAAAUCCUUCUUAGUGUGCAUAAAACUAAGACAUGGAUUUUUUGAAACACAAACAAAUGGCGAGCACUCUGCUGUCCGUACACCGCUUUCUUCCCUCCCAAAAGAGGGAGAAUAUUGGCUACAUGAGUGCUUUCAGAUCUUCAUUUCGUGGCCAAGCUCCGUGCAAUUCAAGUUUUUGUGGGAGACAAAUAGCUGGAAGCCAUGGAAAACGUCUUGUUGUUCAUUCACUGCUUGGAAGGAAGGUGAGGUCCGUGAAGAAAAGAGAGACAGUGAUUCCUGAACCAGAUUACAGGAUUUCAAUUGUGCUACUCGGUAUUGCUGGUGGGUUGAUUUACACAGAUAAUCUAGUACCUGCAGUACCUGUUGGUCUCCUUGGAUUGCUUCUGUUGUUUCAGACUACUAGAGUGAGAUUUGUCUUUGAAGAUGAUGCCCUGGAGGUAAGGAUAGGUGAACAACUCCAGGAAUCAGGUGAGAAUGUUUUUGUUGGAGGAGAAAACCGCUGGAAGUACUCAACAUUUGUUAAUUGGGAAUUCUGGUGGCCGAACUUCCCGAUCUUGGUUUACUUCAAGGAGACGCAAACAAAGCCCGAAGGACAAAUCCAUUUCUUUCCCAUAAUCUUUAAUGGUAAGCAGCUUUAUGAGGUUAUGGUGGAAAGAGCUGGACCUUCAAAAACUAGUGGGCCAAAGGAAUCCUAAGGACGGAGCUGAGUGUGGGGUGUCUCGGAAACCAUUGAAAUCAAGGGAGCCUCGGCAAAGAGACUUUAUAUGUUGAGAUUGCUAUUUGUUUGUGUUAGUGUGCUGAGAUGAGGAAACACUGUUCUCUCUGUUUCAAGUAGCAGGAAAGCUUUGGUUUAACAAAUAAUUCAGAUGUAGUUUCCUAAGCGACAAAAAUAAUACAAUUCAAUUAUUUGUAAGUCUUGUUUCGCAUGAAUAUAGUUCGUCUUAUUCCUUUCGAGAUUGAUCAGUGAUUUUACUUCA